Messenger RNA from Entrophospora candida, 468 nucleotides. NCBI's taxonomy places the organism in Eukaryota, Fungi, Glomeromycota, Glomeromycetes, Entrophosporales, Entrophosporaceae. The record is from the annotation of a GenBank genome assembly.
AUGCCUGUUAUUCCAAGAUUGGAUGAAAGAAUAACUGUAGCAAACUCAUCGUACUUUUUGGUGAAGAGGCAGAACGCUUGCGCUGAUCCAGGUUAUAACCCGUGUCCAGAUGGCGAUGGAUGUUGUCCCGCUGGCUCAACCUGUCUACCUAACCAAAAAUGCAGCGGAGGGUGUGGAGCUAAUUAUCCACGUUGUAGUGCUACUAGUUGCUGUGCACCAGGCCAAAUCUGUUGUCCUCUUGGUGGUUGCUGUCCUGAAAAUCAAACAUGUGGGGCAGAUAAGACAUGUCGUAAAGCAGAUCCUAAUACUACUGCUGCUAAUGCACCUGCUACUACUGAUCUUGCGGCACCUACAACUACUGAUCUUGCGGCACCUACUACUAGCAUUGAUGUUCCAACUGUUAGUACGACUACACCUAGUGCUAAAGCCCCUCCUAAGUCACCUAGUCCUAAGCUUACUGAUGCGGCU